AAACGGGAUAUGGAGGCUUUAUACUGUAUAUACAGUAUACUAGGAGGCGGAAUGUCUAUGUGGGUGUAUGCUAGCCACCCUGCCUCCACCCACAGAGACAAAGAUAGGGUAUGAUACCAGCACAAUAGUCCUAGAUGAUAUGAACGGGUCGGUGUUGGGAUUUCUGGAAUCGGUUGAAAAAUGUUGAACUAGUAAAAGUUUGAGUUGAGAAUGGCUACUUCGGGAAAACCAGGAAUUUGUUGGAAAAAAAAAAUAGGAUCUUUGUCGCAACUAAGAGAAAUGUUUUGAAGGUGGAAUGCUUGAAAAAUGUGGACUGUGAAAACUUUCCAGGAAGAGGGGACCAUAGGGCUUUGGACACCCAGGAAUUCCUGGAUCGUUUCAAUGGUAGUUUGAUGGUCCAAGGUGAGCCGAGUGUGUGGAACGGUUUGGAACGGGGUGAGAAAUGUGGGAGUUGAACAUGAGCCCGUUCAGUUCCUGUUGUCAAAAUGUCCUGGAAAACCGGGAAUUCUGGGAAUUCCUGGAUUGUUCCAAUGGUAGAUUGAUGGUCCAAGGUGAGCCGGGUGUGUGGAACGGUUUGGAACGGGGUGAGAAAUGUGGGAGUUGAACAUGAGCCCGUUCAGUUCCUGUUGUCAAAAUGUCCUGGAAAACCGGGAAUUCUGGGAAUUCCUGGAUUGUUCCAAUGGUAGAUUGAUGGUCCAAGGUGAGCCGAGUGUGUGGAACGGUUUGGAACGGGGUGAGAAAUAUGGGAGUUCCAGUUGUCAAAAUGUCCUGGAAAACCGUGAAUUCUGGGUAAUCCGGGAUAUUUCCCUAAUCCCGGGGGAAACCAAAGGUUUUUAAACUGGAACGGUUCCAACGGGGUGAAAAGUGUGGGCUGUGGCUCUGAGGAUCACCUGCCGACUGGGAGAUGAUCACCUGACUCGGCAGAUCCCGGCUAACCUUCAGCUCUAUCUGCUCGAGGGCAGAGGGAUUGUCUGCCUCACUCGCGGUCUUUGUACCUCGGGAGACCUCAACUGGAGACCGCGGGAGCCUUCCUAGUCUGCGCUUGCCUUGUUUUUGUGCGGUAAGACUUUAGAACGCUGAGAGCAGAGUCGAGGCCGGAGCUCUGCCGUCAUCCGGGUGAAGAGGAGACCGAGGGAGCCAUGGGAGUGCAGAAGGAGGACGUGGAACGGUUCCUCAAAGGAAACCCGGCUUUUGCCAAAGACUACUUUGCCAGAAAGAUGAACCAAAGCUCCAUGGCCCAGGUGUCGGCACUUCCGGACAAACAGGUGGACUUCAGCUGCUUCCAGGAGCUCAGCCAGGUGGAGGAGAGCCGGAUCAUGUACGACCUGAUCACCGACAUGCAGGAGAACAUCAACAUGGAGAAGGUGGUCUUCAAGAUCCUGAAGAGGAUCAGCGCCCUGAUCCACGCCGACCGCUGCAGCCUGUUCAUGUACCGGCAGAGGAACGGCGUGGGCGAGCUGGCCACCCGGCUCUUCGACGUGCACACCCGGGCCCAGCUGGACGACUGCGUGGUGCCGCCCGAUUCCGAGGUGGUCUACCCGCUGGACCUGGGGAUCGUCGGCCACGUGGCCCAGACCAAGAAGACUGUCAACGUCAAGGACGUCAAGGAGAACCAGUACUUCAGCUCCUUCGUGGACCAGCUGACCGACUACCAGACCAGCAGCCUUCUGGCCACGCCCAUCCUCAACGGCAAAGACCUGGUGGCCGUGGUCAUGGCGCUCAACAAGACCACGGCCCCCCACUUCACCCCCGAGGACGAGGACCUCUUCUCAAAGUACCUGAAGAUCGCCGCCUUGAACCUGAAGAUCUACCACCUGAGCUACCUGCACAACUGCGAGACGCGCAAAGGACAGUUGUUGCUGUGGUCGGCGAACAAAGUGUUCGAGGAGCUGACGGACAUCGAGCGUCAGUUCCACAAGGCCUUGUACACGGUGCGAGCCUACCUCAACUGCGAGCGCUACUCUGUGGGUUUACUGGACAUGACCAAGGAGAAGGAGUUCUUCGACGUGUGGCCAGUGUUGAUGGGGGAGCAGCCGCCAUACUCCGGGCCCGUCACGCCCGAUGGAAGGGAAGUCAUCUUCUACAAAAUCAUUGACUACAUUUUACACGGCAAGGAGGACAUCAAAGUCAUACCAAAUCCAGCAGCAGACCACUGGGCGUUGAGCAGCGGUCUUCCUACUUAUGUUGCAGAAAGCGGCUUUAUCUGCAACAUCAUGAACGCUGCAGCGGACGAGACGUUCACGUUCCAGACGGAGCCCCUGGACUUGAGCGGCUGGACCAUCAAGAACGUUCUCUCGCUGCCCAUCGUCAACAAGAGGGAGGAGAUAGUGGGCGUGGCCACCUUCUACAACCGCAAGGACGGCAAACCCUUUGACGAGCAGGACGAGCAGCUGAUGGAGGCCCUGACCCAGUUCUUGGGCUGGUCGGCCCUCAACACGGACACCUACGACAAGAUGAACAAGCUGGAGAACCGCAAGGACAUCGCCCAGGACAUGGUGCUCUACCACGUCAGGUGUCGCAACGACGAGAUUCAGAACAUCCUGAAGACCAGAGAAGUCUACGACUGUGAACCCUGCGAGUGCCAAGAAGAAGAGCUCUGGAGUAUCUUGAAAAAAGACCUGCCGCCUCUGAUCAAGAAGUUUGAGAUUUACGAGUUCCGCUUCUCGGACUUCAAGUGCUCGGAGACGGAGCUGGUCCAGUGCGGGAUCCAGAUGUACUACGAGGUCGGCGUGGUGAAGAAGUUCCAGAUCCCUCAGGAGGUUCUGGUCCGCUUCAUGUACUCGGUCAGCAAGGGCUACAGGAGGAUCACCUACCACAACUGGCGCCACGGCUUCAACGUGGGACAGACCAUGUUCACCCUGCUGACGACGGGGAUGCUGAAGAGGUACUACACCGACCUGGAGGUGAUGGCCAUGAUCACGGCCGGCUUCCUCCACGACAUCGACCACCGCGGCACCAACAACUUGUACCAGGUCAAGUCGGGCAACCCUCUGGCCAAACUGCACGGCUCCUCCAUCCUGGAACGACACCACCUGGAGUUCGGAAAGUUUCUCCUGUCGGACGAGACUCUGAACAUCUACCAGAACCUGAACCGGCGCCAGGUGGACCACGUGAUCCACCUCACGGACAUCGCCAUCAUCGCCACCGACCUGGCUCUUUAUUUCAAGAAGAGGACCAUGUUCCAGAAGAUCGUGGAUCUGUCGCAGACGUACGAGGAUGAGAAGAAGUGGGUGGACUUCCUGUCUCUGGAGACCACCAGGAAGGAGAUCGUCAUGGCCAUGAUGAUGACAGCGUGUGAUCUGUCCGCCAUCACUAAGCCCUGGGAGGUACAAAGCAAGGUGGCCCUGUCGGUGGCAGCAGAGUUCUGGGAGCAAGGUGACCUUGAGAGGACUGUUCUGGAACAACAACCCAUCCCCAUGAUGGACAGGACCAAAGCAGCGGAUCUCCCCAAACUUCAGUGUGGUUUCAUCGACUUUGUCUGCACCUUCGUCUACAAGGAGUUCUCGCGCUUCCACCCACAAAUCCAACCCAUGCUGGAUGGCAUCCUGAACAACAGGAAGGAGUGGAACGCCAAGAAGGAAGAGUACGAGGCCAAGGUCAAAGUCAUAGAGGACCAGAAAGCUGCCAAGCAGGCGGCCGCCGCCGGCAAAGCGGAUAAAAGUGGCGAUGGAACCUCCAAGACCUGCUCGCUGUGCUGAAACACUUGCUGCUCUUCAUCUUUUAUUUAGUACAUUUAUUUGUGUACUCUACAGCGGCUUUUUCUCACUACUGAUGCUAUAUUUAUAUCUUAUUAUGUACCUCGCUAGCUUAAGCAUGCCUUCAUACUGUAUAUAGGUAUAUGUAUAUGU
Nerophis lumbriciformis (worm pipefish) is the source of this 3848-nucleotide messenger RNA. It is a transcript of the gene pde6b, whose product is annotated as phosphodiesterase 6B, cGMP-specific, rod, beta. Gene Ontology annotation, biological process: signal transduction. Gene Ontology annotation, molecular function: 3',5'-cyclic-nucleotide phosphodiesterase activity; protein binding. Lineage: Eukaryota; Metazoa; Chordata; Actinopteri; Syngnathiformes; Syngnathidae. The record is from RefSeq and is a predicted model, not a curated record.